CCCAGCCCGACGGCACGCCCAUUGCGCAUGUUGGCCGACGUGCGCGCCCUCUUGCAAUCCGGCAAGGUCCAGGAGGUGAAGCAACUGUUAAGGGCGAACGCGUGGCCUGCCAAUCAUCCGAUCAGAAAAGAAUUAUGGCCUUUGUUGUGCAAGCAACAUGGCAAGGCUGGCGGAGUGUCGGGCGAUGGAUUCUACUGGGACAUGGUGGUUCAGGUGUUUGGAUCGGCGGAACUGCCCGAGCGACCCGUCGGGUUGCCGCCUUUUGUCGAACCAUCCCGUUGCCACGCCUACCAUUUGACAAGAUCGGGGCGCGCGUGCGCCGAUCGCGUUAUCAGCGUACUGGGCUACGCAUGUCCGGAUAUCGUCUACAGUCCCGCCAUCUACCCGAUAUGCGCGCUACUGCUCCAUUAUGUAACUGGUAAGUGUUUGAGCUUUUUGAAAAAUUUGCUCGAUGUUUGGAUCAAAAUCGGGCUAUUUUGAGCGGAGAUUGCGAAA
This is a messenger RNA of Dendroctonus ponderosae (mountain pine beetle), 495 nucleotides long. RefSeq names its product GTPase-activating protein skywalker-like. The record is from RefSeq and is a predicted model, not a curated record. Lineage: Eukaryota; Metazoa; Arthropoda; Insecta; Coleoptera; Curculionidae. The transcript has 2 exons. Bases 28 to 480 code for a protein of 150 amino acids.